Teleopsis dalmanni is the source of this 1244-nucleotide messenger RNA. RefSeq names its product glucosamine-6-phosphate isomerase (gene Oscillin). Gene Ontology annotation, biological process: N-acetylglucosamine catabolic process; carbohydrate metabolic process; N-acetylneuraminate catabolic process. The record is from RefSeq and is a predicted model, not a curated record. The transcript is spliced from 6 exons. Gene Ontology annotation, molecular function: identical protein binding; glucosamine-6-phosphate deaminase activity. Bases 219 to 1040 code for a protein of 273 amino acids. Lineage: Eukaryota; Metazoa; Arthropoda; Insecta; Diptera; Diopsidae. Gene Ontology annotation, cellular component: cytoplasm.
UCAGAACAAUUCUUCAGUUCGUUGAACGCUGAGCAAGCGAGUUUUGGUGAACCGGCGUUCAUUUACCAAGUGAGCUGUGGUGGAAGUAUACGAAAUAUAAAAUAAGGUUUUGUUUUGUUAAUGAAGUUGAUAAAAUAAAUUAAAAUUAAGUGUCUCAUACCGCAAAUUACAAACGAAAAUACGCCAAUAAGUGUUAACAAAGAAACUGAUCUGUGAAAAUGAAACUAGUAAUACUUGAUAGCGCCGAUUCUGUUGGACUAUGGGCCGCAAAAUACGUAAAGAAGAGAAUUAAUGAUUUCCAACCGGGGCCAAAUAAAUAUUUUGUGCUUGGUCUGCCCACUGGCAGUACUCCUCUUGGCAUGUAUAAAAACCUAAUUAAAUUUCAUGAAGAAGGCAAACUAUCAUUUGAAUAUGUUAAGACUUUUAAUAUGGAUGAAUACGUAGGAUUACCUCGUAGUCACCCAGAAAGCUAUCAUUAUUUCAUGUGGCACAAUUUUUUUAAGCAUAUCAAUAUAAAACCUGAUAACGUCCAUAUACUUGAUGGUAAUGCCGAGAAUUUAGUGGAGGAAUGUAAUAAAUUUGAAGACUUAAUUAAAGAAGCUGGUGGUGUAGAACUGUUUAUAGGAGGAAUUGGACCUGAUGGACAUAUUGCAUUCAAUGAGCCAGGUUCAUCACUAGUAUCUAGAACCCGUAUUAAGACUCUAGCACAAGAUACGCUUGAGGCAAAUGCUAGAUUUUUUGAUAAUGAUAUAUCCAAAGUUCCCACGAAAGCAUUGACAGUUGGUGUCGGCACAGUGAUGGAUGCUAAAGAAGUAAUGAUUCUAAUAACUGGAACCCAUAAAGCCUUUGCCUUAUAUAAAGCCAUAGAAGAAGGUGUUAAUCAUAUGUGGACUGUGAGUGCCUUUCAACAACAUCCUAAUACAUUAAUGGUUUGUGAUGAGGAUGCAACAUUAGAGCUACGAGUAAAAACAGUUAAAUACUUUAAGGGCAUACUCGGAAAUCUACAUAAUAAACUUGCUGAAGAUGAAGCCGAUGAUUAGGGGUUACAUACAUUAUAUGUUUGGAAGUGAAAAAUGGUUGCAGUUAUAAUAGUUGCUGAUAAAUAAACCGGCCUAAACACCUUCAUAUAUAAUUCAGAAAAUUAAAUCGGUGGAAUAUAUAUAUAUUUUUUAAAUUUUAUUACAGAAUGUUGUUAUACAUUUUUAUACCUCACAAAUAAAAGUAAAACUUAUUUUUUCUUAAAG